This is a messenger RNA of Anthonomus grandis grandis, 8013 nucleotides long. Its product is annotated as serine-rich adhesin for platelets-like. Gene Ontology annotation, cellular component: extracellular region. The transcript is spliced from 15 exons. The record is from RefSeq and is a predicted model, not a curated record. Lineage: Eukaryota; Metazoa; Arthropoda; Insecta; Coleoptera; Curculionidae. Gene Ontology annotation, molecular function: chitin binding. Bases 108 to 7913 code for a protein of 2601 amino acids.
GGAAUUAAAGCUCCAAAACUGGAAAGACAAAACAGCAAGAAUGGAUUUAAAUACAUGCAAAAUUGGGAGGUCGUCAGUGCCAUCCGAGAGAUGUUAAGUGUAACAUAAUGCGUUUGGUACUUUUGCGUCUUGUGACGUGUUUUCUAUUAAUCAAGGCUUCUUGGCAGGCUUGCACAUCAUGCCAAAAAGCCGAAGAGAAAAUCUUAAAUUGCUACGGCAAAUACUUCCAUUGUGUCAAUGAAACACAUUUCUAUCAAUGUUCAAACUACGGACCAAUAACACUCGCCUUUUCAAGUCAAACGAUUCAACAAUGUCCGGUUGGCCUGAUUUGUAGUAAUGCCAACCAAUGGGAGUGCGUCGAGCCUUCCGAAAGCAGCACUACAACGGAGUGUCCACCAGAAGAAACUUCAACGGUGACUACGACGACAACCGCAAAAGGUGCAAUAACUAGAAGCCCCGAUGUAACACAAACGAGUGAGGAGUCAACUACUUCUACUACUGUUUCAACAACCCAAGAAGUAUCUAAUCAAAAUUCAAGUAUAACUGAAUCAAAUGAAUCCUCGUCAGCAGUGACAACCACUGAAGGGUCUACUAGAACCAGCGAAUCCUUAGCACCGAGCACAACAACAAAUGGAAAUACGGUAACCAAUCAGUCUUCUUCUGAAAACACAUCAACUGAAGGAACCACUGAUGAUUCAAACGGUAAUACCUCAACUUCGAGCUCUACCACCAAGGCAUCCACUGGAACUAGCCAGUCAUCUUCUGACAGUACCUCAACUGACAAAACAACUGAUGAAAACAAUGGUGAAUCUUCCCCAUCGAGUUCUACCACCAAAGCAUCCACUGGAACCAGCCAAUCAUCGUCUGAGACUACCUCAAAUGACGAAACAACAGAUGAAAACAAUGGUGAAUCUUCUACAUCGAGCUCUACCACCAAAGCAUCCACUGGAACUAGCCAAUCGUCCACUGAGGGUACCUCAACUGACGAAACAACUGAUGAAAACAAUGGUGAAUCCUCAACUUCGAGCUCUACCACCAAAGCAUCCACUGGAACUAGCCAAUCGUCCUCUGAGAGUACCUCAACUGACGAAACAACUGAUGAAAACAAUGGUGAAUCCUCAACUUCGAGCUCUACCACCAAAACAUCCACUGGAACUAGCCAAUCGUCCACUGAGGGUACCUCAACUGACGAAACAACUGAUGAAAACAACGGUGAAUCCUCAACUUCGAGCUCUACCACCAAAGCAUCCACUGGAACUAGCCAAUCGUCCACUGAAAGUACCUCAAAUGACGAAACAACUGAUGAAAACAAUGGUGAAUCUUCCACAUCAAGCUCUACCACCAAGGCAUCCACUGGAACUAGCCAAUCGUCCACUGAGAGUACCUCAAAUGACGAAACAACUGAUGAAAACAAUGGUGAAUCUUCCACAUCAAGCUCUACCACCAAGGCAUCCACUGGAACUAGCCAAUCGUCCACUGAGAGUACCUCAACUGACGAAACAACUGAUGAAAACAAUGGUGAAUCCUCAACUUCGAGCUCUACCACCAAAGCAUCCACUGGAACUAGCCAAUCGUCCUCUGAGAGUACCUCAACUGACGAAACAACAGAUGAAAACAAUGGUGAAUCCUCAACUUCGAGCUCUACCACCAAAGCAUCCACUGGAACUACCCAAUCAUCCACUGAGGGUACCUCAACUGACGAAACAACUGAUGAAAACAACGGUGAAUCCUCAACUUCGAGCUCUACCACCAAGGCAUCCACUGGAACUAGCCAAUCGUCCUCUGAGAGUACCUCAACUGACGAAACAACAGAUAAAAACAAUGGUGAAUCCUCAACUUCGAGCUCUACCACCAAAGCAUCCACUGGAACUAGCCAAUCGUCCACUGAGGGUACCUCAACUGACGAAACAACAGAUGAAAACAAUGGUGAAUCCUCAACUUCGAGCUCUACCACCAAAGCAUCCACUGGAACUAGCCAAUCGUCCACUGAGGGUACCUCAACUGACGAAACAACAGAUGAAAACAAUGGUGAAUCCUCAACUUCGAGCUCUACCACCAAAGCAUCCACUGGAACUAGCCAAUCGUCCUCUGAGAGUACCUCAACUGACGAAACAACUGAUGAAAACAACGGUGAAUCCUCAACUUCGAGCUCUACCACCAAGGCAUCCACUGGAACUAGCCAAUCGUCCUCUGAGAGUACCUCAACUGACGAAACAACAGAUGAAAACAAUGGUGAAUCCUCAACUUCGAGCUCUACCACCAAAGCAUCCACUGGAACUAGCCAAUCGUCCACUGAGGGUACCUCAACUGACGAAACAACUGAUGAAAACAACGGUGAAUCCUCAACUUCGAGCUCUACCACCAAGGCAUCCACUGGAACUAGCCAAUCGUCCUCUGAGAGUACCUCAACUGACGAAACAACUGAUGAAAACAACGGUGAAUCCUCAACUUCGAGCUCUACCACCAAAGCAUCCACUGGAACUAGCCAAUCGUCCUCUGAGAGUACCUCAACUGACGAAACAACAGAUGAAAACAACGGUGAAUCCUCAACUUCGAGCUCUACCACCAAGGCAUCCACUGUAACUAGCCAAUCGUCCUCUGAGAGUACCUCAACUGACGAAACAACAGAUGAAAACAAUGGUGAAUCCUCAACUUCGAGCUCUACCACCAAAGCAUCCACUGGAACUAGCCAAUCGUCCUCUGAGAGUACCUCAACUGACGAAACAACUGAUGAAAACAACGGUGAAUCCUCAACUUCGAGCUCUACCACCAAGGCAUCCACUGGAACUAGCCAAUCGUCCUCUGAGAGUACCUCAACUGACGAAACAACAGAUAAAAACAAUGGUGAAUCCUCAACUUCGAGCUCUACCACCAAAGCAUCCACUGGAACUAGCCAAUCGUCCACUGAGGGUACCUCAACUGACGAAACAACUGAUGAAAACAACGGUGAAUCCUCAACUUCGAGCUCUACCACCAAGGCAUCCACUGGAACUAGCCAAUCGUCCUCUGAGAGUACCUCAACUGACGAAACAACAGAUGAAAACAAUGGUGAAUCCUCAACUUCGAGCUCUACCACCAAAGCAUCCACUGGAACUAGCCAAUCGUCCACUGAGGGUACCUCAACUGACGAAACAACAGAUGAAAACAAUGGUGAAUCCUCAACUUCGAGCUCUACCACCAAAGCAUCCACUGGAACUAGCCAAUCGUCCUCUGAGAGUACCUCAACUGACGAAACAACAGAUGAAAACAAUGGUGAAUCCUCAACUUCGAGCUCUACCACCAAGGCAUCCACUGUAACUAGCCAAUCAUCGUCUGAGACUACCUCAAAUGACGAAACAACAGAUGAAAACAACGGUGAAUCUUCCACAUCGAGCUCUACCACCAAGGCAUCCACUGGAACUAGCCAAUCGUCCUCUGAGAGUACCUCAACUGAUGAAACAACUGACGAAAACAACGGUGAAUCCUCAACUUCGAGCUCUACCACCAAGGCAUCCACUGUAACUAGCCAAUCAUCGUCUGAGACUACCUCAAAUGACGAAACAACAGAUGAAAACAACGGUGAAUCUUCCACAUCGAGCUCUACCACCAAGGCAUCCACUGGAACUAGCCAAUCGUCCUCUGAGAGUACCUCAACUGAUGAAACAACUGACGAAAACAACGGUGAAUCCUCAACUUCGAGCUCUACCACCAAGGCAUCCACUGUAACUAGCCAAUCAUCGUCUGAGACUACCUCAAAUGACGAAACAACAGAUGAAAACAACGGUGAAUCUUCCACAUCGAGCUCUACCACCAAGGCAUCCACUGGAACUAGCCAAUCGUCCACUGAGAGUACCUCAACUGACGAAACAACUGAUGAAAACAACGGUGAAUCCUCAACUUCGAGCUCUACCACCAAAGCAUCCACUGGAACUAGCCAAUCGUCCUCUGAGAGUACCUCAACUGACGAAACAACUGAUCAAAACAACGGUGAAUCCUCAACUUCGAGCUCUACCACCAAGGCAUCCACUGGAACUAGCCAAUCGUCCACUGAGAGUACCUCAACUGACGAAACAACUGAUGAAAACAACGGUGAAUCCUCAACUCCGAGCUCUACCACUAAAGCAUCCACUGGAACUAGCCAAUCGUCCACUGAGAGUACCUCAACUGACGAAACAACUGAUGAAAACAAUGGCGAAUCUUCCACAUUGAGCUCUACCACCAGAGCAUCCACUGGAACUAGCCAAUCGUCCUCUGAGAGUACCUCAACUGACGAAACAACUGAUGAAAACAACGGUGAAUCCUCAACUUCGAGCUCUACCACCAAGGCAUCCACUGAAACUAGCCAAUCGUCCACUGAGAGUACCUCAACUGACGAAACAACUGAUGAAAACAACGGUGAAUCCUCAACUCCGAGCUCUACCACUAAAGCAUCCACUGGAACUAGCCAAUCGUCCACUGAGAGUACCUCAACUGACGAAACAACUGAUGAAAACAACGGUGAAUCCUCAACUUCGAGCUCUACCACCAAGGCAUCCACUGAAACUAGCCAAUCGUCCACUGAGAGUACCUCAACUGACGAAACAACUGAUGAAAACAAUGGCGAAUCUUCCACAUUGAGCUCUACCACCAGAGCAUCCACUGGAACUAGCCAAUCGUCCUCUGAGAGUACCUCAACUGACGAAACAACUGAUGAAAACAACGGUGAAUCCUCAACUUCGAGCUCUACCACCAAGGCAUCCACUGAAACUAGCCAAUCGUCCACUGAGAGUACCUCAACUGACGAAACAACUGAUGAAAACAACGGUGAAUCCUCAACUUCGAGCUCUACCACCAAGGCAUCCACUGGAACUAGCCAAUCGUCCACUGAGAGUACCUCAACUGACGAAACAACUGAUGAAAACAACGGUGAAUCCUCAACUCCGAGCUCUACCACUAAAGCAUCCACUGGAACUAGCCAAUCGUCCACUGAGAGUACCUCAACUGACGAAACAACUGAUGAAAACAAUGGCGAAUCUUCCACAUUGAGCUCUACCACCAGAGCAUCCACUGGAACUAGCCAAUCGUCCUCUGAGAGUACCUCAACUGACGAAACAACUGAUGAAAACAACGGUGAAUCCUCAACUUCGAGCUCUACCACCAAGGCAUCCACUGAAACUAGCCAAUCGUCCACUGAGAGUACCUCAACUGACGAAACAACUGAUGAAAACAACGGUGAAUCCUCAACUUCGAGCUCUACCACCAAAGCAUCCACUGGAACUAGCCAAUCGUCCUCUGAGAGUACCUCAACUGACGAAACAACUGAUCAAAACAACGGUGAAUCCUCAACUUCGAGCUCUACCACCAAGGCAUCCACUGGAACUAGCCAAUCGUCCACUGAGAGUACCUCAACUGACGAAACAACUGAUGAAAACAACGGUGAAUCCUCAACUCCGAGCUCUACCACCAAAGCAUCCACUGGAACUAGCCAAUCGUCCACUGAGGGUACCUCAACUGAUGAAACAACUGAUCAAAACAACGGUGAAUCCUCAACUUCGAGCUCUACCACCAAGGCAUCCACUGGAACUAGCCAAUCGUCCACUGAGGGUACCUCAACUGACGAAACAACUGAUGAAAACAAUGGCGAAUCUUCCACAUUGAGCUCUACCACCAGAGCAUCCACUGGAACUAGCCAAUCGUCCUCUGAGAGUACCUCAACUGACGAAACAACUGAUCAAAACAACGGUGAAUCCUCAACUUCGAGCUCUACCACCAAAGCAUCCACUGGAACUAGCCAAUCGUCCACUGAGGGUACCUCAACUGACGAAACAACUGAUGAAAACAAUGGCGAAUCUUCCACAUCGAGCUCUACCACCAGAGCAUCCACUGGAACUAGCCAAUCGUCCUCUGAGAGUACCUCAACUGACGAAACAACUGAUGAAAACAACGGUGAAUCCUCAACUCCGAGCUCUACCACUAAAGCAUCCUCUGGAACUAGCCAAUCGUCCACUGAGAGUACCUCAACUGACGAAACAACUGAUGAAAACAAUGGCGAAUCUUCCACAUUGAGCUCUACCACCAGAGCAUCCACUGGAACUAGCCAAUCGUCCUCUGAGAGUACCUCAACUGACGAAACAACUGAUGAAAACAACGGUGAAUCCUCAACUUCGAGCUCUACCACCAAAGCAUCCACUGGAACUAGCCAAUCGUCCUCUGAGAGUACCUCAACUGAUGAAACAACUGAUCAAAACAACGGUGAAUCCUCAACUUCGAGCUCUACCACCAAAGCAUCCACUGGAACUAGCCAACCGUCCACUGAGGGUACCUCAACUGACGAAACAACUGAUGAAAACAAUGGUGAAUCCUCAACUUCGAGCUCUACCACUAAAGCAUCCACUGGAACUAGCCAAUCGUCCUCUGAGAGUACCUCAACUGACGAAACAACAGAUGAAAACAAUGGUGAAUCUUCCACAUCAAGCUCUACCACCAAGGCAUCCACUGGAACUAGCCAAUCGUCCACUGAGAGUACCUCAACUGAUGAAACAACGGAUGAAAACAACGGUGAAUCCUCAACUUCGAGCUCUACCACUAAAGCAUCCACUGGAACUAGCCAAUCGUCCACUGAGAGUACCUCAACUGACGAGACAACUGAUGAAAACAAUGGUGAAUCCUCAACUUCGAGCUCUACCACUAAAGCAUCCACUGGAACUAGCCAAUCGUCCACUGAGAGUACCUCAACUGACGAGACAACUGAUGAAAACAAUGGUGAAUCCUCAACUUCGAGCUCUACCACUAAAGCAUCCACUGGAACUAGCCAAUCGUCCACUGAGAGUACCUCAACUGACGAGACAACUGAUGAAAACAAUGGUGAAUCUUCCACAUCGAGCUCUACCACCAGAGCAUCCACUGGAACUAGCCAAUCGUCCACUGAGAGUACCUCAACCGACGAAACAACUGAUGAAAACAAUGGUGAAUCCUCAACUUCGAGCUCUACCACUAAAGCAUCCACUGGAACUAGCCAAUCGUCCACUGAGAGUACCUCAACUGACGAGACAACUGAUGAAAACAAUGGUGAAUCCUCAACUUCGAGCUCUACCAGCAAGGCAUUCACUGGAACUAGCCAAUCGUCCACUGAGAGUACCUCAACUGAUGAGACAACUGAUGAAAACAACGGUGAAUCCUCAACUUCGAGCGCUACCACCAAAGCAUCCACUGGAACUAGCCAAUCUUCAUCUGAAACCACUUCAACUGAGGACUCAACCGGUGGUUCCUCUAUCGCAAGUUCUACCACUGGUAGUUCAAGUACCUCAUCAGAGGUUACAACGAAUUCUUCUGCUACAACUACAAUUACAGACGGAACUACCGAGACCUCGACAACAACCUCUCUAUUUAGAUGUGAGAAAUCUGGGAAAUAUCCAGAUACAACUGAUUGUUCAGGUUACCAUUUAUGUAUUAACGUGCUAGGGCAUAUAAUUGAUUUAGCUGGCGAAUGUCCAAAGGGCACGAUGUUUGACAGUAACAGUUUAACUUGCACAACGUCUCCGGUACAAUGCCCUGGAGAAACCCAACUGAAUUGCACUGUUAGUGGCACAUUUGCACACCCUGAGAAGUGCAACCAAUAUUAUUCGUGCAGCUUCAACUACAUUUAUGAUAGAUGGGAUCUAAAGCAGUACUUGUGCCCAAUGAACCAGACUUACGAUGAAACUCAACAAACUUGCGUCACUUCGGCUGGAUGCUCCCCUGAUAGCGCUGAAGAGUUUCAAUGCACUGACGUGGGAUCAUAUCCAUAUGAAUACAACUGUCAAAACUUUUAUGAAUGUGCAUUGGCAAGUAACGGUACUUUGGUGAAAAACCUUAAGACAUGCGGAAAUAAUGCUCUGUAUGAUAGAGCGAGAAGGAAGUGCAGAAUUAGGUGCUUGGUCACCAACUGCCCUUAUAACAGUAUUGAUUUACAAUAAUACUCUGAGUUCCGGCCUAUUAACUGCUAACCUAUUGUUGAUAUUGUUUUAGUUUAAGUAUUUGUUAUUUUCUGGAUAAAUUAAAUUAUGUAUGUAUUUA